This is a messenger RNA of Paramecium pentaurelia, 684 nucleotides long. The record is from the annotation of a GenBank genome assembly. Lineage: Eukaryota; Ciliophora; Oligohymenophorea; Peniculida; Parameciidae.
AUGAUAAAAACCUCAAUUAUCCAUAAAUCAAAAACCAAUGUUGAAAAAGAAUCUGAAAAACGAAUUAAAGGUAUUUUAAAUCUAGAAGUUGUUGAAAAAUUGUAAAGCCUCAAUACAAUACAGUCACGCAAAUUUCCUAAUUUAAAAAAAGAAUUAAAUACAGGAUGCAUCAUUUAUAAUUUUCCAAUAAGACCUUAAGAUUAUAGAUACAUCUAUGACAACAAAUAAAUACCAUCAAAACUUUAAACAAUCUAAUAUGAUAAUGUAAGUUCAUUUGAUAAUGCAAAAUUGUAACGGCAAUCUUCUUUUGACAAUAAUAAUCAAUCACUUAAUGAUAACUCCAAACCACUUAAAUCUAGGAUUAAGAGAUUCUCAAUUAAUCAAUCAAUAUCCCAAAUAUAAAAAUAGAUCUUAUUGUUAAAUAAUAAAAAUAAUAGAUUCCUAUAAACUAGCUUAAGAUAAGAGAAUCAAAUAGCAUAAUUACCUCCAUUCUAUUUAAGAAAGAAAGGUAAAAUUUAAUUUAUUAUAGCAAGUUAAAGUAUGAGUAAAAACUAAUCACAAAAUAUUGAAAUUAAGUAGCCUGAACCAAGUAGAAGAGGCAAAUCUGUCUCUCAUAUUAUCUCAUAUGCAUCUAGACCUUAAACUGGUUUACCAAGUAAAGAAAAUAGAUAUUUGAUCGAAUGA